This is a messenger RNA of Microcebus murinus (gray mouse lemur), 6633 nucleotides long. RefSeq names its product colony stimulating factor 1 (gene CSF1). Gene Ontology annotation, molecular function: cytokine activity; growth factor activity. Gene Ontology annotation, cellular component: membrane. Gene Ontology annotation, biological process: positive regulation of macrophage differentiation; osteoclast differentiation. NCBI's taxonomy places the organism in Eukaryota, Metazoa, Chordata, Mammalia, Primates, Cheirogaleidae. The record is from RefSeq and is a predicted model, not a curated record.
UCAAGGCUCCGGAGUGGAGCGCGGAAAACAGCGACUGGGAGGACGAGCGAGCGGGGCGACCAGCCGGCGGGCUGGGGGAGGGGAGGCGGGGGGAGGCGGCCCAGUGGGCCUCUGGAGUGAGUGUGUGUGUCUGUGUCUGUAUCAGUGCGAGUGUGUGUGUGUGUGUGUGUGUGUCUGGCGCCUGUCCAGGGUGAUUUCCCAUAAACCACAUGCCCCGCUAGCCCGCUUAAAAGGCUGUGCCGAGGGCUGGCCAGUGGAGCUCGGCCCCAGGGAAAGUGAAAGUUUGCCUGGGUCCUCUCGGCGCCGCCGCCGCGCUCUCUGCAUCCCGGGACAGCGGCGCGGCCCUGGGCCGGGCGCCGACUCUGCAGCGGCCAGCGAGCGAGCGAGCGAGCGAGGGCGGCCGACGCGCCCGGCCGGGACCCAGCUGCCCGUAUGACCGCGCCGGGCGCCGCCGGGCGCUGCCCUUCCACGACAUGGCUGGGCUCCCUGCUGUUGGUGGUCUGUCUCCUGGUGAGCGGGAAUAUUAUCGAAGGGGAGUCAGAGCACUGUAGCCACAUGAUUGGAGACGGACACCUGGAUUCUCUGCAGAAGCUGAUUGAUAGUCAGAUGGAGACCUCGUGCCAAAUUGCCUUUGAGUUUGUAGACCUGGAGCAGUUGAAAGAUCCCGUGUGCUAUCUUAAGAAGGCAUUUCUCUUGGUGCAAGACAUAAUGGAGGACACCAUGCGCUUCAAAGACAACACCUCCAGUGCCAAAGUCGUUGAGCGGCUGCAGGAACUCUCUUUGAGGCUGAAGAGCUGCUUCACCAAGGACUAUGAAGAGCAUGACAAGGCCUGUGUCCGAACUUUCUAUGAGACACCUCUCCAGUUGCUGGAGAAGAUCAAGAAUGUUUUUAAUGAAACAAAGAAUCUCCUUAAAAAGGACUGGAAUAUUUUCAGCAAGAACUGCAGCAACAACUUUGCUAAAUGCUCCAGCCAAGAUGUGGUGACCAAGCCUGAUUGCAACUGCCUGUACCCCAAAGCCACCCCUAGCAGUGACCUGGCCUCUGUCUCCCCCCACCAGCCCCUGACCCCCUCCAUGGCCCCUAUGGCUGGCUUGACCUGGGCUGACUCUGAGGGGACAGAGGGCAGCUCCCUCUCGCCCAAUGAGCAGCCCCUUCGCACAGUGGACCCAGACAGUGCCAAGCAGAGACCACCCAGGAGCACCUGCCAGAGCCUUGAGUCACCAGAGACUGCAGGUGUCCAGGACGGCACCACUGAUGGUUCACCACGCCCUGGUCCCUCUGCUGGGGGCCCCACCCCUGGGAUGGAGGACGUCCUGGACUCUGUGUUGGGCACUAACUGGGCCUUGGAAGAGGCCUCUGGAGAGGCUAGUGAGGGUCUCGUACCCCAAGGGCCAGCACUUUCCCCCUCCAGGCCAGAAGGGGGCAGCAUUCAGGCAGAGACCGCCAGACCCAGCGACCUCCUCCCAGCACCUUCUCCACUCCCUGCAUCUGCGAAGGACCAGCGGCCAGCAGAUGCACCUGGCACCGCCUUGCCCAAGCUGGGCCCUGUGGGGCACACUGGCCGGGCCUGGAACCCCACCCCUGAGAAGACAGAUGGCUCGUCUGCCCUGCCCGGAGACCCCCAGGAGCCGAGCUCUCCCAGGACCUCAGCACUGCGCCCCGAAGGCCCCAGCAGCCCCCGCAGGCUCCGUGCUCAGCUAAGGCUCCCCGGAACCCACUCCUGGAACAGUGUGCUGGCCCGCGGGGGCCUGGAGGGCAGGAGGAGCACCAGGGACCGGAGGAGCCCCACAGAGCUGGAAGGAGGAGGAGCAAGUGAGGGGGCGGCCCAGCCCCCUGCCCAUUUUAACUCCGUUCCUUUGACUGACACAGGCCAUGAGCGGCAGCCCGUGGGAUCGCCCGGCCCCCAGCUUCGCGGGUUUGCCUUCCGCCUGCUGGUGCCCGGCAUCAUCCUGGUCUUGCUGGCUGUCGGCGGCCUCCUGUUCUACAGGCGGCGGCGGCGGAGCCAUCAAGAGCCUCAGACAGUAGAUUCUCCCAUGGAGCGGCCAGAGGGAAGUCCCCUGACCCAGGAUGAGGACAGACAGGUGGAACUACCAGUGUAGAGGGAAUUCUAAGACCCCUCACCAUCCUGGACACACUCGUUUGUCAAUGUCCCUCUGAAAAUGUGGCGCCCAGCCCUGGACACAGUACUCCAGAUGUUGUCUGACCAGCUCAGAGUACAGUGGGACUGUUACCUUCCUUGAUCUGGACAGUAUUCUUCUAUCAUGCAGAUUGAGAGAUUGCAUUAGUUUUUUUUAACAAUCGCAUCAUACUGUUGUCAUAUGUUGAGCUUGUGGUCUGUUAAAACCCCUAGUUCCAUUUCCCAUAAACCUCUGUCAAGCCAGGACUUCCCUAACCUGUACUUGGACAACUUCACUUUUUUAACCGAAAAAGUGCAGGAGUUUAUAUUCACCUUGUUAAAACUGCCUUGUUGGUCUCUGCCCAUCACUAGAGCCUACUGAAGUUGUUUUAAAUCCUAGCUCUGUCAUCUUCGUAGCCCUCACAACGGUGUCUCCUGCACACUGAUGAGUGCCUUCAGUUGUCCUUGCCCACACUGUUGACAAGAUGUGACCCUUACUUCUCACCCCAGCGCCACACCCCAACUGGCCCAUGCCCUCCUCCCUCCCCUGCAAGCCCACAAUCAGCCCAUGAUGAAGCCUUCCAGAUUUCUCCACACCCCUCUGGCUACUCCUUUAGUUCAUGCCCCUUCUGCUCUUUUGUAUUUGCUUAAUACUAUAUUGAUUUGCACUUAUUUGGAUGUUGUUUUUAUAUAUUUUUAAAUCUUAUUUUGUAUGUACGUGUACAUUCUAUACCCUUAACAAGAUUGUAAGCCCCUUGAGGGCAGGGACCGCCUCCCACUUUUUUGCUUUUCUUUUUCCAUCCUAGGUUCCUCUACAGAGAGGGCCUCUCCACACUUGCCAAAAAUUCAAUAAAUGUUGACUAGCUGCUUAGGGCUGACUCACCAACGCACCCUGGCCAGCUGUCUCUAACUGACCAGCCUCGGGCUGACCCAUUAACCAGCUAACUAAUCAACCGACUGACUAGCUGACCAGCUGUUUGUUGUGACUCUGACUAACAAACCGACUAGCUGGUAGCUGCCUCACUGGCUGGUUGUUGACUGGUGAGCUGAUUGGCUAAAUGACUAGCUGGCCGGUUGCCUGACUGAUUUGCUGAUUGACUUGUUGGCCAACUAACUGGGGUGACCCAUUCAAGUUUCCAGUCACACCCCUUAUCAGAUGCAAGUGAGCGCCUUAGGGCCUUCCCAUGUGUGGAGUGACAGGUCUGGGCCCCUCCUAGAGAGGCAGGGGGUUUGGCAAAUGCACAAGACCAGAGCAGCCUAUUUGGGAAAGAGCUAGCAGUAAGAGCACAUCUGGUGUCAGGGGGUCAUCCCUGUCAUAGGGUGGGCUAAGAUGGGUGAGUGGGUAACUGCGGCAUGGCAGAGUGGUGAAAUGGCCUAGACCACCUCAGGACCAUUGGCUCAGCGCUGCACCACCCUCUCCCCAGUCGCCAGAAACUGCCCACCACCAUGGUCUUGGCAUCCCUCUGCCCCGUCCCUCUGCACUCCCACUCUCCUUUCUCUGCUUGGCUGUUCCCAGGCCCAUCCUGAGCUUCCUCUUCCUCCCCUCAAGAGUCCACUUGCAGAGGGACCCACUUGCUCCAGUGGGUCCAGCCCUAAGGCGGUCCCCAGGCCAGGCCCCAGGAGCCCCUGAGAGACUGAAUGACAGCUCCUAGACUGUUGCUCUGAUGAGAAAUGAGAGAGAACAACACGGAGGCCAAGACUGAGAAGGGACUCAGAGCCACAGGAAACUCAAGAUACCAGAACUGCAACCCCAAGAACUAGGAGAUAGGGGCAGCAGGCGGGAACUUGCCUACUCGGUCUUUCCUCCCUCCAGGACCCUGGCAGGGCCUGUGGCCUGGCUGUACCCAGCAUGGCCAGUGUCCAGUUUAUGGCUCCCCUUCUUCUCCCUCCAGUGCAUGGGAAUGGGCUGGGAGCCAGAGGUUGUGGUCCCAUCUUCCCUCCUGACCCGUGACAGCCUUUGCCAGUAGGGCCUAUGGACAUUAGGGAGGGAGGCUCCACACAGGGUCCAAAGUCAAACCAUUGGAUGGAGUCCAGGGGAUUUCAGCUCUGGGAACAAAGCGUCCUGAGGAUGCUGGGCAAGGGGACAAGGAUGGGGGCGGGGGCAGAGGGCAGGGCCCUGACUCCCAUGGAUGAUGCAGGAGGCAAGUCCCUUGGCCCAUCCAGGAGGAGGCUGGGUUGUUUAGGGGUUAGCAUGCCAAAUGGCAGGGUGGGAGUUUCCUUGUCCCAGCACUGCCUCUAGACUUUUCCUCUCCAGCCCAAGUUCUUCCUCUUCAGUUACCUCUGCCUGCUGUCUUGAAUAUCAUCUGUGAUGACCCUCUCUGAUGAGUGGUAUGAAGGUGGAAAUGAAAAAUUCUGCUUUGCUAGGGUUAGCAGGAAUCACUCUUGGUUCACUGGACCAAGGCCAGUGAGAUGGUCUUGCCUGAGAAGGGGUAUAAAGGAUACUCAGGUGUUCCUUCCCUCCCUGUUAGACCCCUCUGCUUUGGCAGUGACCCCUCCCCAGCCCUGCUCAGACUCCCACCAGGCCUCAUUACCUCCUGCUGAGGUCCCUGCUAUCCUAGGAGGAGGUGGAAGGUAAGGCCAGUUUGGCCAGAGGCUUGGGCUGGUCCCAGGGAAAGCCUGCUUGUCCCUCUGCGGUGUCUGGGGUGGCUGGGAAGGCGAGGGAAGGGAUGAGAGGAAGUCCUGUCUGCAGUGCCGCCCCAGCCCACAGGAACGCUCACCUCCCAGCCCGUGUCCUCAGUGACCCUCACUGCAUUCCCACUCAGCUGACAGCCUGUCCUUCUCUCCUCUACAGCUGGGCACUCAGGACAGUCUCUCCACGAGAGGAGACAUCACGGGCGUCCACCACCACCCCUCCCCAGCCAUUCUGGAACGUGGUCUGCCCACCACCAGAGCUCCCGCCUGCCAGGACUGGACCAGAGCAGCCAGGCGGGUCCCUCUGCCUCCACCCUCAGACCCUUGACUGACUGAAAGAGGGCUAGAGGAUGCCCCCCACGCUGCCACUAUUUAUUGUGGGCCCUGGUGGCCCCCAUGCGCUUGAGGAAGGCUGGCAAGCCCGGCUCAGGACCCUCUCCCUUCAGGGGCUGCACCGUGGAAGAGUGAUUCCAAUGUGAUCCAGGAGUGGAAGAGCCCUGCACCCAGAGGGCCCGCCUGGUGCCACGGGAUCCCAGCUCGGACAGGCAGGGACCUGUCUCCAGAGAGAGGAGCCUGGGAUUUGCAGGGCGGGACAGCGUCGGCCUGAUUUCCCGUAAAGGCGUGCGUGCAGCCCAAGAGAUGAGAAGAGGACGCCUUUGGGCCUCGAUCUGCACUGACAGCGGGAAGGAGGUCUACACCCUCUACUCACCUAAGUGCCCUCUGCCGGUUACCAGACCUGCCUGACCUGCCCAUGAUGCCAAGGGGAGGACCGAGCUCUGGCCUCCGCCCCUUUCCCUCCAGCCCUUGCCAGAGCUUCUCUGAGAGCUCCCCUCGUGAAGGAAGCCAUUGCACUGUGAACACUGAACCUGCCUGCUGAACAGCCCGCCCCGUCCAUGCCGAGAACGAACAUCCGUCUGUCCGCCUGCCCUCCAGGCUCUCCCCAGCUUCCGGCACCGAGCUGGCCUCACCACCGGUCGACUGAGGGAACCCUCAGCCCUGACCUUCUCCUGACCCGGCCUUUGACUCCCCUCCCCGGGGUGGAGCAGGGUGGGAAAACUGCCCAGGCUGCCAGCCAGAGCCGGUCUUUAGGCUGUGUUGUUCGCCCAGGUUUCUGCAUCUUGCACUUUGACAUUCCCAGGAGGGAAGAACUAGUCGGGACACGGGGAGGGGAGGGCAGAGGCAAGAGGCUGCACGAUGAGUUCUGACUGCAAAUGGGUCUUGAAAUAUGGGUAUGCCCCUGAGGUUAGGGAGGUCUCUGCAUCCCAGCCCCCCAGCCCAGUCUCCUUUCCCUGCUGCCAGCAGGCCCCGGGGGCUGAGCAGGUUGUCCCUGUCAGGAGCCUUGGGCUGGGCUGCACCCCAGCCCACCUGCAAGGCACCCAACUCCCAUCCUCUUUUUGGCCUUCUUUCUCCCUCAGCCCUCCCCAUCCCCCAGGACCACCUCCUCCCACCAGGCACACCGGGUGGGAGAGCCACCAAGGGGUCCAGGCUUCGGCUUCCAACUGCGCUGAGGGCCCCCACUUCCUGGGCCAGCCCUUGGCCAUGGCUCUGAGGCCUGGGCAACAGGUGACAGGGCUGUCAGUUGCCUCUUGCCCCUUUGUGCUGCUGUGUCCCUCCUGUCCUCCCUCCCUGGGCCCUCCGCUGAAAGACCCUGCCCCAGCUGGCCACUGGGCCCAUGACCUUUUCAUCUCCUGCCCAAGAAGGUGAGGAUCCGCCAGCCCCACCUUCCCUGUCCUGAUGCUGGCAGCUCAGGGAAAGGGCAGUGAGACUUUCAUGUGGGGCUCAUCUUUCUAGUCACAGACUAUAUUUGAUGCUAGAAAACACAUAUUUGAAAAUGGAAGAAAAAAAAAAAACAACAAAAAAGGCAUUCCUCCCCAACCCCUCUACC